Triticum turgidum subsp. durum (durum wheat) is the source of this 675-nucleotide messenger RNA. The record is from the annotation of a GenBank genome assembly. Lineage: Eukaryota; Viridiplantae; Streptophyta; Magnoliopsida; Poales; Poaceae.
AUGGUGUUCGUUCACAAGGGUGGUGUUUGCUGGUUCCUCUUUCUCGUGGCGGUGUUGCUCAUUGUUGCGGCCGUAGGAGCGGAGCAGGAGGAUGGGGCCACGGCCACCGUCGCCGCGGAGGUGGAGGAGGAGGUCAGUGGGCGUGUCCAUGACCAGGGCAACGACAUGUGCGACAUCAAGUGUCAACACGGGCAACAUCUCGCAUGGAGACGACGGUGCGUGAACGAGUGCCACAGACAAAAGCUUCAUCAUUCUCGCAGAGCUUUCUGCGAAAUGAAGUGCCAAGAUCACUACCACGACCCGUCAAGGAUGAAGCUGUGCGUGCACCAGUGCAUGAGCUAUGGCCUCAACCUCCAUGCGGAUAGCAACAACGGCGUCGACCGCCACCCCCACGCAUUGGAGGUGGAGGUCGGCUGGCGUGCCGAUGCCCAAAGCAACGACAUGUGCGACAUCAAGUGCCAGCACUGGCAAGACCCUGCCGGGAGACGACGGUGCGUGAACGAGUGCCACAGCCGGGAGCAUCAUCAUCCUAGCAGAGCUUUCUGCGAGAUGAAAUGUCAACAUCACUACCAUGACCCGUCAAGGAUGGAAUUGUGCGUGCACCAGUGCAUGAGCUAUGUCCUCAAUCUCCAUGUAGGCGGCAACAACGGCGUCGAUGAGCAUCCCACCGGCUGA